GCGACCGGAGCCAGCAGCCAGCGCAGGUCCUCUCUCUUCGUCCUCGAACGCGGAAUCUUACGACGACCCCCUUUCGACGACCCGACGACCCCCUCCUUCGCGCCUUCUCUCCCUCCCUUCGACCGGCGCUCUUCAUAGCAUCGUCGCGACCGCAUCUGCCUCUUGACGGACGCCCUGCCGAGGACUUCGGUUUCACCCCCUUCGUCAGCGCCUUCGGGAGACUGUCGUGCGAUCGCCGCCGUCGCCAGGUGUCGUUACGACUCAUCACGACCCUCGAGGAAGACCUUUGAGAGAGCCCUUGAGUGUUGAGGACGACCAGCGAAGAGGAAAACCUCUCGACGGCCAACUUGGUGCGAGAUUGCUGCCUCCGAGGAUCGAGUGUGCGGCCGCGAGUGCGAGUGAGAGCGGUACCCAGUGCCAUCUGUAGGAGUGGCACACGCGUGACACUGCCCUCUCCCCUCCCCCCGUUCCUCCGCGUUGUGCCCCGAGCCCCGUCUGGAAGAGUUCCCCCUCGAGCCGGGCCUCGCGCACCCGAGGGCGACGUCCGAGGAGCGUGGCGGCGGAGCGUGGGCGGCGAGGCGGGCGUGGUGCCACACGUGAGCGAAAUUUCCAGGGCGAGAGUGAGGUGAAGACACAGUCGUGGCACUUGCGCCUAUUCUUACGGGGUGAGGCACGGCGCGUGGGCCGAGUCGACGGGCCUCCCUUCCCCUCCGGCUAUUUUGGUGGCGUUGGCUGGCGCCGGGCCCAGCGACGCCUCAGUGUGGUUGUGACCUGCAGGUGACGUGGAUCUUACGCCGCUACCUGCCAGUGCGGCCAGCGUGGUGGCGGUAACGUCGUGCUUGUCGCCGCAUCGACUUGAGCGAGAGAGAAGUGUGCCGCGGGUGGACGCCGCCGCCGCCGCACGUGUCGCCGAUAAAAGGUGAACAGGAAACUGUCGCAAGACGAGCGAGUGUCCGGCGAGAUAAACAGGCCUUUGGGCUUCCCCUUCGCUAGCGCCAACGACUUCGCCCCUCGAGCGAGCCUACACUAGGCCGCAAAACGUGACCGCCAGCAGACGUCCCCGAAGUCGAGGAAGCAGAGCUCGUACAAAACUCUAUUCGAAUCGAGCGCCUUUUCCCUGAAUCGCGCUCCCAUUGGUAGAUAAGAGUCGCUCGGCCCGCCCACCGUCGCGACAAGCCCCGCCCAGAGUGACCGCAGGAUCAGGUGGUGCAGGAUGUACGGCUCAGGUGCACCAGAGUAUAGCCAGGCGGGCGUGGAGGAGGACGAGAUGUCGGCCACGGAACGCGAGCUCGCCGAGGACGCCCAGUGGAAGCGGAUCCAACAGAACACGUUCACGCGAUGGGCCAACGAGCACCUCAAGUCCGUCUCGAAGCACAUCGGCAACUUGGAGACGGACCUGAGCGACGGCCUCAGGCUCAUCGCCCUCAUCGAGGUGCUGUCGGGCAAGCGGCUCCCCAAGCAUAACAAGCGACCCAACUUCAGGAGCCAGAAGCUGGAGAACGUGUCCGUGGCUCUCCAGUUCCUCGAGAGAACAGAGAACAUCCGCAUCGUCAACAUAGAUUGCUUCACUGGAUCCAGAGCAAACUGCCCGACCUCCCCAUCACCAACUUCACAAGCGACUGGAACGAUGGCCGGGCUGUCGGUGCUCUUGUAGAUUCUGUGGCUGCCGGUCUGUGUCCUGAUUGGCCAGACUGGGUGCCUGCAGAUGCCCUCAAGAACGCUACAGAAGCAAUGACCCUCGCCGAUGAUUGGCUGGGAGUUCCUCAGCUGAUCACACCAGAGGAGAUGGUCAACCCCAACUGUGAUGAACUUUCCAUGAUGACUUACCUUUCUCAGUAUCCCAACUCGAAGCUCAAGUCAGGGGCGCCUCUACGCCCUCGGACAAAUCCCGGCCGGGUAAGGUGCUAUGGUCCCGGUGUCGAGCCCUCAGGACCUGUGGUUGGAGCGCCCACACACUUCACCAUUGAGACCUUCAGCGCGGGCAAGGGCAAGGUGGAGGCCCUGCUGCACAAGCCUGAUGGACAGGUGGAAAAUCUCGAGUGCAAGUUCAACAACGAUCGUAAUCUGACAUACACUUGCACGUACACUCCAAGCUGUGAGGGAGAUUAUGUUGUUAUUGUGAAGUUCAGUGGGCGUGAGAUCCCCAAGUCACCAUUCCGUGUGAAUGUCUCAGGCUUUGCUGGAGACCCAACCAAGGUGACAGCCUCUGGGCCAGGUCUCGAGCCUGAGGGAGUCGUCAUCAACAAGCCAACCUACUUUGAUGUAUUCACAAAGGGUGCAGGUCGUGGUACUCCAUCAGUCAUCGUCCUGGAUCCCGAUGGCUUCAAGAACACGGUGCUUGUGAAGACUCGACAGGUCAGUGAGGACGUGUACCGCUCCGAGUACGUGGCCACGAGCAUCGGCCUACAUUCCAUCAACAUCUUCUUUGCUGGACAAUCCAUUCCAGGCAGUCCCUUCGGUGUCAAGGUGUCCCCAGUGUGUGAUGCCCGCAAGGUGAGAGCCUCCGGGCGAGGUCUUCAGCAGAAUGGCGUGAGAGUCAAGGACGAGGCUGACUUCAAGGUUUACACUGAAGGAGCCGGGGAAGGGAAUGUCGAAGUCAGGGUUAUUGGGCCAGGGGGCAAAGAGGAGUCAGUCCGGAUGAAGCAGAUAGACGAAUAUACUUUUGAGUAUGUCUACCACCCAUGGAAGGAAGGGCGGUACAUUGUCAUGGUGACGUAUGGUGGCGAGGAGAUCCCCAAGAGUCCAUUUGAGGUAAACGUUGGACCUUACAAGGAGACAAAGAUCAGGGCUUAUGGUCCUGGCCUGAAGGGAGGUGUUGUAGGGUAUCCUGCCCUCUUUACUGUGGAAACAAAUGGAGAAACUGGUGCUUUAGGUUUCAGUAUAGAGGGACCAUCACAGGCGAGGAUCGAAUGUAAUGACAAUGGUGAUGGGUCAGCUGACGUGCGUUACUUCCCCACGGCCCCUGGCGAGUACGCUCUCCACAUCCUCUGCAACAACAAAGAUGUUCCUGGAUCUCCAUACAUUGCUCAAAUUCUUCCUAAGACGGAUUAUUACCCUGAGAAGGUGAAAUGCAAGGGCCCAGGCUUGGAGAAGAAUGGUGUGGUCUCUGGCAAGCCUGCAGACUUCCAUGUGGACACGAGAGCAGCUGGUGAGGCUCCACUAGAUGUCACAGUCAUGGACGCAAACUACCAGCCAGUGAAAUUGGAUGCUAAGGAUAACAAGAAUGGAACCUAUGAUUUCUCUUACAAACCUACUAGAGGGAACAAACAUACAGUUCAGGUGGCCUAUGGAGGAGUUGCCUGUGAGAAUUCCCCCUACAGGGUGUUUGUGUCUGAACCCACUGAUCCUGGAGCAGUCAAGGUCUUUGGACCUGGAGUGGAGCGUGGUGUCAGAUCCAACACGCCCACACAUUUCAACAUUGACUGCCGUGAAGCUGGACCAGGAGAUGUCCAAAUAGCUCUGACCAAUGCCCAGGGUCAAGACAUCCCCAUCGACAUCCAAGACAAUGGUGAUGGGACUUUCACCGUCGAGUACCUUGCUCCUUCUCCUGGGGAUCACCGUGUAACCGUCCUAUAUGCUGGGGCUGAGAUCCCACAGUCCCCCAUUGUGGUUCCUGUGCAGUCCCAUGUGGAUGUUACAAAGGUCAAAGUGGAUGGAUUGGAGCCCAUUUUGUUAGGGAGUGUGGAGUUUAAGUGUCAUAUAUAUCUUUUGUCCCCUUCUGUGUUCGUUAACCCUGACUGUGUAGGAGUGUCUCUGUCGGCGCCCAUCAACUCUCUGCAGCAGUUCCGCGUCAUCACCCAGGAUGCAGGGAGAGCCGAUUUUGCUGUGUCCAUCACCUCCCCAUCAGGCAUGCGUGUCCGAGCACACGUAGUUCCAACACACGAAGGAUACUUGGUCAACUUCACCCCCACAGAGCUGGGCGAGUACCUGCUCUCCAUUCAAUUUGGUGGCCAGCCCAUCAGUUCUACGCCCUACAGGUUUACAUGCACACCUGGCGGGGAUGCUUCAGCUGUACGAGCUUGGGGGCCAGGCCUAGAGGGGGGUGUAGUAUGCCGGCCAGCUGAAUUUGUAAUUGACACUAGAGAAGCAGGGCAGGGAGGCCUGGGUGUCACAGUUGAAGGGCCCUGCGAGGCAGCCAUCAACUGCCGCGAUAACGGCGAUGGCACAUGUGCCGUGGCCUACUUGCCCACAGAGUCUGGCCAUUAUUCCAUCAAUAUCACCUUCAAUGAGAGACACAUCCAUGGCUCGCCAUUCCACGCCUACAUCACCCAUGACCAGGACCUCAAACAAAUCCGUGUCAGCGGGAACGGCAUCCAGCCCCACGGCGUGUUUGUGGAUUCCCCCACCGACUUCGUUGUGGACACAAGGGCCCUCGCCAACCUGAAGAAAGACACAAAGGGUGGCGUAGAUGUGAAGGACGGAAGAGGAGAUGGCAAGGUGAUGUGCAUCAUCACCAAUCCUUCAGGAACUCGGACAGAUUCCUUCCUCAGGCCUCUUACAGAUGGAACGUACAAGAUAUCCUACACGCCAUUUGAAGAAGGUCGCCACACUAUUGAUCUCCUUUAUGAUGGAGUGCCAGUGCCUGGGUCACCCUUCACAGUCAACGUGCGUCGUGGAUGUGACCCCAACAAGUGCCAUGCUUUUGGCCCAGGUCUCGAUCGUGGAUUUGUGAACGAGGUCAAUACGUUCACAGUUGAAACAAAAGGUGCUGGAACAGGUGGUUUGGGCCUGGCAAUUGAGGGACCAUCUGAGGCCAAGAUGACAUGUAAGGACAACCGUGAUGGUUCCUGCACUGUCGAGUACAUCCCCUUGGAGGCUGGGGACUAUGAUGUUUCCAUUAAGUUUGCUGACCAGCACAUUCCAGGAUCUCCAUUCAAAGUGGGAGUGGACCAGAAUGUAGACGCAUCCCAGGUCAACGUUUGGGGUUCAGGGCUGGAGCCAGGCAAGGUACGUGCUGGUGUGCCUCUCACCUUCCACGUCGAUGGCUCCAAGUCUGGAAAGGCUCCUCUAGGGGUCAACAUCAAGACAGAUAAAGGACCACUGCCCAAGUCUCCUGAAAUCCGAGACAAUGGUGAUGGCACCUACGAUGUCACCUAUGUGCCUCAUGCGGAAGGAACUAUGCAGACGGCAGACAUCACAUGGGGAGGAAAGCCUGUCCCUGGAAGCCCAUUCCGCACCCGCGUCCGCCCGCAAGUCGAGCCGAAUCGGGUGAAGGUGAACGGCGCGGGCGUGUCUGCCAAGGGCAUUCCCGCCUCCCUGCCCACGGAGCUCUCCAUCGACACCAACGAUGCUGGCCACGGCGACCUGCAGGUGGCCGUCACGGGUCCGGACGGCCACCCGCGCAAGGUGAAGGUGGUGGACAACGGCGGCCUGACGACUGCGUACAAGGACGGACUCGGACACUCGGCCGGCACUACAAGGAUGUCAAAAUAUGCGGACCAGGAGUCGGACACUCGAGGGCUUGAAAUAAUAUUUGGUUCUUUACUAUCCCUCGACCUCCAGGCUGACAAGUGCAAGAUAACGGAAGGCAUAAACCACUCGUUAACUAUAGGAGAGGAGUACUGCAUCACGGUCAAUGCCAAGAACGCAGGCACUGGAGCCGUAACGUGCAGGAUACGAUCAACUUCUGGCAGUGACCUCGACAUCGACAUCGAGGACAACGGAGACGGCACCUUCAGCAUUUACUACACCGUGAAGGACGCGGGAGAGUACACGCUCUCCGUCAAGUUUGGGGGACAACCCGUUCCCGAUGGGUUCUACUCGUUCACGGUGAGUACUCUGUUGUGUCGUUUGGUUUUUGUGAUUUGA
Messenger RNA from Penaeus vannamei (Pacific white shrimp), 5808 nucleotides. The record is from RefSeq and is a predicted model, not a curated record. Lineage: Eukaryota; Metazoa; Arthropoda; Malacostraca; Decapoda; Penaeidae.